Oryzias latipes (Japanese medaka) is the source of this 3099-nucleotide messenger RNA. RefSeq names its product cytohesin 1a (gene cyth1a). Gene Ontology annotation, molecular function: guanyl-nucleotide exchange factor activity. Gene Ontology annotation, biological process: regulation of ARF protein signal transduction. The record is from RefSeq and is a predicted model, not a curated record. Lineage: Eukaryota; Metazoa; Chordata; Actinopteri; Beloniformes; Adrianichthyidae.
GGCUGUGGAAUUAGGGGAAUCGCAGUGACUCCUGAAGCAGGACCUCACGGCUGGAGCCUCUUUUUUUUGACAAAGGGGGACUGUCAACAGCUACAGCGGGGAACCUGAGGCUCCACUACUUCCCUUUUUUGACCAUUUCAUUGUUCAACGUCAAAAGAGGGAGUAGAGUUUCGACGGCUGUGAACAGAAAGGCAGGAAUGGGGACACUGAAUGAACUCUGUGUGUCCAGCCUUCAGGCUUUCUUGUGUCCGGCUGUGAAGACGCUGCAGCAGGAUCCUCAGGUGCCAGAUGACCUCACUCCAGAGGAGCAGCAGGAGCUGGAGAACAUCCGCAGGCGCAAGCAGGAGCUUCUGCUGGACAUUCAGCGGCUGAAGGAUGAGAUAGCAGAAGUGAACAGCGAGAUCGAGAACCUGGAUUCCACAGAGGAAAGGAAGAAUAUGCAGAGGAACAAACAUGUAGCCAUGGGCCGAAAGAAAUUCAACAUGGACCCCAAAAAGGGGAUCCAGUUUCUUAUUGAGAAUGACUUGCUGAAGAAUACCAGCGAGGACAUUGCUCGAUUCCUCUACAAAGGAGAGGGUCUCAACAAAACAGCUAUUGGGGAUUACCUUGGAGAGAGAGAUGACUUCAAUAUCCAAGUCCUCCAUGCCUUCGUGGAACUUCAUGAGUUCACAGACCUUAACCUGGUUCAGGCCCUGAGGCAGUUCCUGUGGAGUUUUCGGCUGCCGGGAGAAGCGCAGAAAAUCGACCGGAUGAUGGAAGCCUUCGCUCAACGCUAUGUCCAAUGCAAUUCCAAAGUUUUCCAGUCCACAGACACCUGUUACAUCCUGUCAUUCGCCAUCAUCAUGCUAAACACCAGCCUUCACAAUCCAAACGUGAAGGACAAGCCGUCAGUGGAGCGGUUCAUCUCCAUGAACAGGGGUAUAAACGACGGAGGAGACUUGCCUGAAGACCUUCUCACGAAUCUGUACGACAGCAUAAAAAAUGAACCGUUCAAGAUCCCAGAAGAUGACGGCAACGACCUCACACACACUUUCUUUAACCCAGACAGAGAAGGCUGGCUGCUCAAACUGGGAGGACGAGUUAAGACGUGGAAGAGGAGAUGGUUUAUCCUGACAGACAACUGUCUUUACUAUUUUGAGUUCACAACAGACAAAGAACCUCGAGGAAUCAUCCCACUGGAGAAUUUGAGCAUCAGGGAGGUGGAGGAUAAGAAGCCUAACUGCUUUGAGCUUUUCAUUCCUGAAAACAAAGACCAGGUGAUCAAAGCGUGCAAAACGGAGGCAGACGGGCGGGUUGUCGAGGGAAACCACACCUUCUACCGCAUCUCGGCUCCCACGCCGUUAGAAAAAGAACAAUGGAUGAACAGCAUAAAAGCUGCCAUCAGCAGGGACCCAUUUUAUGAGAUGCUAGCAGCCAGGAAGAAGAAGGUUUCCUCCAUGAAGCGGCACUAGAGCUGCUUCCCUUUUCCAAAGCUGCACUUCACAGAGCAUGAGGUCUGGAUGUGUGCUCACUGUCUGGGCUGGUGCCGAGGCCUUAUUAAUAAGGCUUACCUCAGAAAUUUCCAAAGACGACAUCCCCAGCCUGGUUUUGGGCCUCCACACAGAAGCAUGCGGAGGUUGUAGAUGAGUCGGAGGUCAGAGCUUCCCGACCCGAAUGUCUUUUCCACUCAGCUUUGUAUGUUCUGUCUGAGGUUGAAAGCGAAGAUUGCUGUUGGAACGCAGCAAAAUCCUCUUUCGAGAUGCAAAAAAACAGGCCUCAAUCCCAGUAUGCGUGGCACAUGUAUGACGCUGUACUCUCAUGCAGUCCCCCGUUGCACACAUCAUUUAAACUCAGCAGGUCUGACCGGGUGUGGCACCCCAACCAAGAUAUUCCUCACCUCACAGGAAAGCUGAAAGCUUUUCCUGGCGUGCUUUAACUUGUAUUGGAAUAUGUGUCUAUUUUUACAGAGUUACUGUUCAAUUCUGUUGAAUUUUCUUUUUAGUUUGCUUUUGUAAACCAAAAUGAUCUUGCAGUAGAAGCUACAGAAAGUUUUUUUUUUUCAACCGUUAGUUCUUUUACAAAGAAAAAAAUCAGUUCCAAAACGGUUGCACUCAGGAGAUUGCUUUAACAAUAAAUAAGUAGAAUAAAUUCUUAAGUCCCCUUUUAGUGGAUGAUGAUCAUGUAAGAAUGGAUGCGCUUGGCUGGUUUGAGGACUGAACUGCUUUUGUAAAUGUGAAAUCAUAGAGGGCGGCGUCUGCUUGUCAGGAACGGCUCUGACAUUUGGAUGUGAUGCAAAGAAAUUCAUUUCCUGGAAGUACUGAAGAUGCAAGAAGAGGCUCUGGCUUUUUUUUUUUAAACUGAGAUUUGACUCCAACACAAGAUUCCUCAUGUGUCAAACAGUCAUUCAGAUGAAAACUAAAGUUGCUGCACACUGUGGUUGGAGUGUACAUAAGAGGUGGGAAACAUUGCUGCUGGUUGGCAACCUGAGUUGGGGUCUUUUUGGUUUAAAGGAAACAAUUUUUAAUCUAUCUCAGUGAUAUUUGUACUGUACGCUUCAGCUUGUAAAUGUUUAACACUGUUGGUAGAUGAUUGAAAAGGCUUUAAAGAUUGCUGCCUGGAACCGAAGCGGGCUGUUCUCUAUCUAAGGGUCUUUGAUGGGAAACAGUCAGCCCUCUCUUUGUGUCAGGAAUGUACCACGCUUAUUAAAAGGAUGACCGGCGGAUCACACUGCAGCAGUAACGCAAUAAUAACAUUUUAUUUGGUCACCCAUCUUUUCUGUAGCGGUGCCUCCCCUCCUGUUUUGUCGUCUGCACUUAAUUCAGUUUGAUCUGAUCUCAACAUGAGAAUGGCUUCCGAUUUGUUCUACAUCUGGCCGCUCUUCUUCUCCGAUCCUUUCCGUACACGAGCACAUCCCCCAGAAAAGUAAGAUCGCGAAACAAAAAAUCCUUACAGUAUUGGUUUAUUUAUCAAAGUUGUACAUAUUUAAAUGUAAAGUGAAUAUUUGUACUGAUUUUUUGUUUUCCCAUUUUUUGAUUUUAUAUUAUAACCUUUUAUUUUCUUUUUAUCAGAUUUCCAUCUAUUCCAUUUAAUCAUUUUGAAAUAAAAGGUCAUUUGUCUCAA